Molecule: messenger RNA, 2801 nt
Organism: Protopterus annectens (West African lungfish)
Lineage: Eukaryota; Metazoa; Chordata; Ceratodontiformes; Protopteridae
Gene: GK5
Product: glycerol kinase 5
Exons: 16
Coding region: 534-2096 (520 amino acids)
Biological process (GO): triglyceride metabolic process; glycerol metabolic process; glycerol-3-phosphate biosynthetic process
Cellular component (GO): mitochondrion
Molecular function (GO): glycerol kinase activity
Source: RefSeq, a predicted model, not a curated record
CGUAGUUUUCCGUCAUGUAUUCCCGCGACUGUCUUGGGCCUCGGAUUGGACAUAAGUAUUCCAGCAUGGGGUGUAGGUUUGUAAUUGGCAAGGAAAGCAUCUUUGGGGGGGUAAACUGCUGCUGCACUGGAGAUAUAGACUGUGAGACUAAGGUUUAUUAGAGUAUGAUUUAUUCCACGGUUUUACAUCAAGUGUUUUUAGGUUCUCAGACUUGUACUAGUAGUACCAGUUUACACUGGUAAAGCCCUCCGGGGACGUGGACCAACAGGUUGUUGACUAGCAGCGCUUGUUGUCCCUUUUCCGGUUUGCUUACUUGUAGAAAAAAUGAAUCAGCCGAGAUUGAGCAAUACACCUGUAGCAAUCAUUCGGGCUUCCUAUAUGUGCUAACUGCUCAGCUACACCUGGUAUGUUUCCUAUGCCAAAAAGUUGGCUGAAGAGCAGUAAUAGCAGCCAGCAUUUUUCUGGAGUAUUUACGGUUAGCGACGAUUUACUGCGAUUCUGUGAGACCGUGUCUGUUUCGCUUCUGUAAGAGAAUGAGCAGGUGUAAAAAUGGGGUUAUUGAACAAACUUAUAUCCUGUCUGUGGAUGUGGGUACCACAACCAUCAGAUGCCACGUAUAUGACAGCGCAGCUAAGGUCAGAGGUACGAGCAGCAGAAAGGUAGAGUUACUUUACCCAAACCCUGGCUGGGUUGAAUUGGAUCCCGAUGUCCUCUGGUCUCAGUUUGUCUCUGUAGUAAAAGAAGCUGUAGAAGCAUCUGGCUUGCACAUGAGGCAAAUGUGUGCACUUGGCAUCUCUACACAGAGGGCAACAUUUACAACAUGGAACAGAAAGACUGGAAGACCUUUUCAUAAUUUCAUCAGCUGGCAGGACCUGAGAGCUGCCGAUCUUGUUAAAUCAUGGAACAAAAGCUGCUUACUGAAGACUAUCAAUGGGUUUUCCAAAGUGUUGUACUUUUUGAGCAGGAGAAAACGUUUUUUGGCUGCAAGUGCCCAUUCAUUUACAACCCAGCAUAUCUCUCUCCGUUUAGUCUGGAUACUACAGAACCUUAAAGAGGUACAGCAAGCAGCUGCGGAAGGAAACUGUUGCUUUGGAACUAUUGACACUUGGCUGCUGUAUAACCUUACCAAAGGUUCAGUGCAUGCCACAGAUUUUUCAAAUGCAAGCUCAACAGGGAUUUACGACACAUACCAGAUGUGCUGGAGCCACUUCUUUUCAUCCAUUUUGUCGAUACCACUGUCAGUUUUUCCUGCAGUGGUAGAUACCAGCUUUUAUUUUGGGCAGUCAGACAGCAGUAUAUUUGGAGUUGCUAUACCUAUCACAUCAGUGGUAGCUGACCAGCAAGCUGCUAUGUUUGGGGAGUGCUGCUUUGAUGUAGGAGAUGUGAAGAUCACCAUGGGCACUGGCACUUUUAUAGAUAUCAAUACUGGAAGAAAACCUCAUGCGUCUGUGUCUGGUCUUUAUCCACUGGUUGGCUGGAAGAUUGGAAAAGAACUCGUACUUUUAGCUGAAGGGAAUGCAGCUGAUACUGGUACCGCCAUAAAGUGGGCAGAGAAGCUGGGUCUUUUCUCUGAUCCUUUGGAAACUGAAAUGAUGGCAAAAUCUGUGCCUGAUGCUGAUGGAGUCUGCUUUGUUCCAUCUUUCAGUGGUUUGCAGGCACCAUUGAAUGACCCGCAUGCAUGUGCCUGCUUCUUGGGAUUGAAACCUUCAACAUCCAAAAAUCAUUUAGUACGAGCCAUACUGGAAUCUGUAGCUUUCAGAAAUAAGCAAUUGUAUGAUACAAUGUUACGUGAGACACGUGUUCCGGUCACAACUAUCAGAGCUGAUGGAGGUGUUUGCAACAAUAACUUUAUCAUGCAGCUUUCAGCAGAUCUGCUGAACCAGAAAAUAUAUAAAUCAGAGUUUGUAGAUAUGUCAAGUUUAGGGGCUGCUUUCCUGGCUGGUCUUGCUGCAGGGUUCUGGGCUAGCAGAGAAGAACUUAAAAUGCUAAGGAAUGCAGCAAAAAUCUUCAAACCACAGAAGAUAAAUGGAGAUUUUGAAGAAGUCAUGUGUACUUGGGAAAAAGCAAUAAGGCGUUCAUUGGAUUGGUACAAUUAAACAGAGCUCUGUGUGCACCUAAGCCAACUCUGGAAAAAAAUCACUUCUAUGGACUGGUUCAGUUGAAUAGAACACUGUGUGACCUUUGCCAAAUCUGAUACAAAUCAGUUACUGUACUUGAAUAAUUAACCACUGCUGACCUCAAUGUGAAUAGUGAGAAUGUAUAAUUCUCUUAUGUAAUUAACUUAUAUUUUAGUGUACAGCUCUUUAUUAAUUUUUAAUAUGCACAUUCAUUUUUAAUAUGAGCAUUUUGAACAAGAAAAAACAAACUGAUUUAUUGCCUGUGUUUUGUAAUGGUCAAGAGUCUGAAAGAAAUUGUGAUCAGCAUAAAGUUGUCUACUGUGACAAUCCAAAGAAUAUGUUGCUUUUUCUGGUCCUAUCACAGUAUGUGUACUGUAAAUGUAGACGUCAUUCAGGAUGGACACAAGAUGGUCUCCUUCAUAGCAUUAGCUCUUAGCCAACGAGGGAAGUGAUAAGAUAUUACUUGUGGGUAUCUCUUAGAACAGAAGCAUUUUGUUGCACUGUUCUAACAUCUGGGACCCUCCUUGCUGGAUCUGUGGUUAGGUUUAUUCCCUCUUCAUUCCAUUUUGGCAUUUUUUUCACUGACGCUUCUGUGCUGGUGAAUAAAUGUACCCUACUGUGGUACAUGUCGCUGUGCCCCAUACCUUGUAAGAAUCAUGGUUUCUGCAGACUUCCAGGUCUCUG